AUGUGCCUGCGGGGCAAUGUCGAGGGCGUGCGCGAGCUGCUCGCCCGGCGCCUGGUGGCCGACAUCGACGCGCGCAACACCCACGGCGACACCACCCUCCACUACGCGGCGCGCAAGGGCCACGACGAGAUGGUGCGGCUGCUGGUGGCCCACGGCGCAUCGCCAGCGGUCGAGGGUCGCUUCGGCACUCCGGCCCAGGCGGCAAUCGAGUUCGGUCAGCACCACAUCGCUGAACUGCUCCGGAGCCUGGCGCGCCCCACCGAAGACGGCGCUCAACGACUGGGCCUCCACAGUCUGCCUCCGGAGGUGGUGGUGCACGUGCUGUCGUUCGUGGCCAACGCGCACGACCUCUGCUCCCUUUCCAUGGUGAGCCGAGCGUUGGCGGCGGUGAGCCGGGACGACGCCCUGUGGAAGCCGCUCGGUCACCCAUCGUGGGCCGAUCACCUCAGCAGCGAAGGAGGAUGGAAGGGCGCGUACAUGAGGUGGCUGCGCGCUGCCGUCUCGCAGAAACGCGACACCCACACUCUCCCACUCAAGCCAUCAACACCUGGCGACUACCUGGCCAAAGUGGUCAUGCAAGGCGACUAUGGCGCAGGAAAAUCGGCAAUCAUCCGCCGCUACGCGCGUGACGAAUUCGAAGCCCAUCAUUCUCCGACCUUCGGCGCGGCCUUCGAGCGCCGCUGUGUGGAGUGGCAUGCCAACAGGAUCCAGUUGCAAUUGUGGGACAUGAGCGGGCAGGAUCGGUACAGAUCGCUCUCGCCGAUGUACUUCCGUGGCGCGCACGGCGCGGUGGUGGUCUACGACAUCGCCAACAGGUCGACCUUCGACAAGGUUGGGCGCUGGCUGGAGGAAACACGCACGUACGGACAAGAAGGCUUGGUCGUGGUGGUGGCGGGCAACAAGACCGACCUGGCCUCCUCGACCAGACGCGCUGUGACCGAGCUCGAGGGCAGGCGGAAGGCGGAGGAGCUGGGCGCGCUGUUCUGCGAGUGCUCGGCCAAGACGGGAGACGGCGUGGCUCACGUGUUCGACCUCCUCGUGGGUGGCCUGAUGGGCGGCUGGCAGCGCGUGGCCCACAUGGCGACGCCGGCACACGUGCCCAGCGAGGCCCUCCUCGCCCAGCUCUUCCCACACGCCACCGCCGUAACCAAUAGCAGCGCAGGCGCCAGCACGCAGCAGCAGCCACCAAGGUGUGCCCUCCAGUGA
Molecule: messenger RNA, 1206 nt
Organism: Acanthamoeba castellanii str. Neff
Lineage: Eukaryota; Discosea; Longamoebia; Acanthamoebidae
Product: Ras family protein
Exons: 10
Coding region: 1-1206 (401 amino acids)
Molecular function (GO): GTPase activity; GTP binding; protein binding
Source: RefSeq, a predicted model, not a curated record